Molecule: messenger RNA, 5317 nt
Organism: Schistocerca piceifrons (Central American locust)
Lineage: Eukaryota; Metazoa; Arthropoda; Insecta; Orthoptera; Acrididae
Product: Down syndrome cell adhesion molecule-like protein Dscam2
Exons: 25
Coding region: 1-4434 (1477 amino acids)
Biological process (GO): axon guidance; cell-cell adhesion
Cellular component (GO): plasma membrane; axon
Molecular function (GO): protein binding
Source: RefSeq, a predicted model, not a curated record
AUGGGGACUUUUGGCACCGCCAAGCCGCAGCUGGUGUACAAGUUUAUCAACCAGACGGUGCAGCCGGGCCCCGCUGUGUCGCUCAAGUGCAUCGCCACAGGAAACCCUACGCCGCACAUCACCUGGCGACUCGACGGCUUCCAGCUGCCGCAGUCGGAUCGGUUCGUCAUUGGACAGUACGUGACGUUACAUGGCGACGUUAUCAGCCACGUGAACAUAAGCAACGUGGCUGUGGAAGACGGAGGCAUAUACAGUUGCACAGCGAGCAACAGAGUGGGCGAAGUGACCCAUUCUGCCGACAUGAGAGUUUAUGGAUUGCCAUUUGUGCGACCAAUGCCUAACAUCUCAGCGGUGGCAGGGGAACCCCUUUAUAUAGCUUGCCCUGUGUCUGGGUAUCCUAUAGAAUCCAUAACGUGGGAGAAAGACAGAAGACGGUUACCGGUAACCCGGCGGCAGAAAGUCUUUUCAAAUGGUACCUUGUUACUUGAAAAUGUGCAGAAGGAUACAGACAGAGGACUGUACCGCUGUACGGCUAUGAAUAAACAAGGACAUUCCUCAUCUCAGACGCUGCCACUUACUGUCACUGUGCCACCCAAGAUAGCACCCUUCUCUUUCCAAACGGACCUGCAUAUUGGAGAACGCACAGGAGUUCAGUGUGUCAUCAACAAGGGUGAUCCCCCACUUACAAUCAAGUGGAUGAAAGAUGGCGGUGGUUUGGCAUCAGAUGUUGGAGUUCGUGAGCUUGGAGGCCACAUAAGUGCUUUGAGCAUUGAAAGUCUGAAGCCUGACCAUGCUGGAACAUACACUUGUGUUGCCAGUAAUGCUGCUGCUACAGCCUCACACUCCGCUCAGCUUCUUGUCAAUGUUCCUCCACGCUGGAUACAAGAACCUGUGGAUCGCAAUGUUACCAGAGAUGAAACAGUUAUGUUUGACUGUCAAGCUGAAGGCUUUCCAGUACCCACUGUAGUAUGGAGGAAGGCCAUUGGAAGACAGCCAACUGAGUAUCAAGAUCUUUCUGCACGAAAUCAUGGAGUUCAGAUCUUUUCAAAUGGAUCCCUCUUGAUACAGCAUGCACUAUCAGAACAUGCAGGACAGUAUAUGUGUGAAGCAACAAAUGGCAUAGGAGCUGGACUUAGUGCUGUUGUGGUGCUUACUGUUCAUAUUCCACCUCAAUUCGAAGUAAGAUCUGCUCAAGCAAGUAUACGAAAAGGUGCCUCCCAGAUACUGCAAUGUGAAGCCAGAGGUGACACCCCUAUGACUAUUGAGUGGCUACGGGAAGGAAUUAGGCUGCCAGCUCAUUUAAAUCCAAGGUAUGAAGUGAAGGAAAGUGUGGUGAAAGGAGGGUUUCUAUCUGAACUUCACAUCUCAAGUACAGAUAAAGGCGACAGCGGAAUAUUUAUCUGUAUUGCUCAGAAUAAAUAUGGAAGGGCUGAGCGCACAGUUCACCUUCAAGUUCAGGAUGCUCCAGGUAAACCACAGGAUGUGCGCGUGGUUGACACAACUAGUCGCUCAGUCAAGAUUGCGUGGUUGGCUCCUAGUGAUGAUAGAAGUCCUGUUCUGAAGUACAUAGCUCAGUAUAAACCAAAUACAUCACCAGGUGACAAUUGGCACAGUGUAGCAGCAGGUUCAGAACUGACAGCAGAGGUCAGUGGGCUCUUGCCAGCAACACUGUACCAAUUCAGGGUAGUGGCAGAGAAUGACCUGGGACUGGGAGAGCACAGUGAGCCUGUCUUGCUACAAACAGAUGGAGAAGCACCUGCUGGAGAGCCUCAGGGGCUCUCAGUGACAGCUGUAGCCUCUGACCAGCUAAGAGUUGCCUGGUCACCUCCUCUGCAACACAUGUGGAAUGGAAACAUUUUGGGCUACUACAUUGGAUACAGAGAACAUAGUUCAAGCAGACAGACAAGUUACACUUACACAACUGUCAGUGAAAAGGGAUCUGGGCCAUAUAGCACAGUACUUAGUGGCCUUAAGAAGUACAGAAAAUAUGGUGUUGUUGUCCAAGCAUUUAAUGAAAAAGGCCCAGGUCCAAUGUCACCAGAGAUAAUAGCACAGACUCUAGAAGAUGUACCAAGUGCUGCUCCUCUGGACAUUAAAUGUGCAGCUAAAGGACCACAAGUAAUAUUCCUUACUUGGCAGCCACCACCCCUCUUCUCACAAAAUGGGCUAAUACAAGGAUAUAAAGUAUAUUAUGAAAAUAUGAAUGAAUGGCCCCCAGGUCAGAUUGAAGCAGAAACUGUGGUAACAAAUGAACUUGCAACAGAACUUCAUGGCUUACAAAAAUUUGCCAAUUACAGCUUACAAAUAUGGGCUUACACUCGUGCUGGUGAUGGUGUGAAGAGCAGUUCCAUCUAUUGCCGUACUGAAGAAGAUGUUCCAGGAUCACCUGCUAAUAUUAAGGUAUUGUCAAGUUCCCCAACAUCUCUUGUGGUAAGCUGGAUGAAGCCUGUGCAUCCAAAUGGACAUCUUGUUAGCUAUACAUUAUACUCAAGAAUUCUUGAAGGAGGACGUGAAAAGGACUCAUCAAAGCGACGGCUUUCUCCAGCUCAUACACACUACGAACUGCAUGAUUUGAGAAAAGAGGAAGAAUAUGAAUUUUGGGUUACAGCUUUUACAAAAGUUGGAGAGGGCCAGAGCACACGAGUAGUAUAUGCAACCAUUUCUUCCAGAGUACCUGCUGCAAUUGUGUCAUUUGGCGACACUGUAUCGGUUCGGAGGAGAGGCUCCGUUCAAUUACCUUGCGUAGCAGUUGGAAUACCAUCACCUGAGCGAUCUUGGACAGCUCAUGAAAAUCCUGUCAUGGGAAAUGCAUUCUCCAUACAGCAUGAUGGCACUUUGCAUAUAAGUGAUGUGCAGAAGCAUCAUGAGGAGAAUUACACUUGCACUGUAUCAAAUUCUGAGGGAGAAGAUCAUAUUUCCUAUUUCCUUCAGGUUUUAGUUGCUCCUUCUGCUCCACUAUUGCAAGUCUCUGGUACUAGCACCUCAUGGAUUCAACUGAAGUGGAAUCCAGUGAAAAAUGGCGGUAGUGCUGUGAGAGGAUACUUGCUUAAUUUUCGAAAAGAAGGAGGUGGUGAAUGGGAAGAAAGACUCCUACCAAGAGAUGCAACAUUGUACCAACUGCAAGGCCUCACUUGUGGAACUGAGUAUCAUCUGCAGUUGUUUGCAUUCAACUCCAUUGGAAGUGGUGCUCCAAGUGAACUUUUAGUUGUUAGAACAAAUGGGUCCCGUCCAGUGAAACCAAACUUCUCUGAAUUUAUCUCUGUGAAUAUCACAACAGUUAUAUUAAACUUCAAAUCCUGGAGGGAUAAUGGAUGUCCAAUUAUUUCAUUUGGAGUUGAAUACAGGGAGAGCUCACAGCAGGACUGGAUAACUGCAGGCAAUAAUUUAGCAGUGAGGGAACACUUCCCAGUUAUGGGUCUUUGGCCAGGAACAACAUACAUUUUUCGUAUUACAUCUACAAACAGUGCUGGAACUACUAGCGGAGAGUAUAGAAUAGUAACACAAAGUGCAGUAAGUGGGAACCUGGUGCCAGACCAAAGCAACAUACACGUUAAUGAUGCUGUUCCAUUCUAUAUGGAUGUAGCUGUUAUUCUGCCAGUCCUUAUCUCCAUAAUAACACUCAUAGCAGUAUUUGUGGGUGUUUGCAUCUUCUUUCAUAGGAAACCAGGUGCACAAGCAGAAGGGCAGUCACAGCCUAUGGUGACUUUGGACAACAAGCACAACAUUGCACAGAGGGAGCAGUAUUAUGCAGCAGUACAGAAAGGUGCAACUUCACACUCUUCAGAAAGAAUUCCAGAAUUUGCAGAGGACAUAUCUCCAUACGCCACAUUUCAUGUGCCAAACCAGCCAUCUUCUCCAGCACAUAUACAGACAUUUGUAUACCAUGAUCAUCACUUAGCAGCAAUGGAAACAAUGAAACUGAAAAGUUCAAAUCCACAAGAUGACUACACAAAACUCAGAGGGAGUCAAAAAAGUAAAUGUGCACGAUCAGAAAGUUCUGAUUAUUCAAGUUCAACAGCACACAGGUCUGAUGCAGGGCCAGUUGCCAUUCCCAUCCACACAAGCACUAGAAAUGACAUAGACGGUCUGUCAUUACAAACCAUUUUAUAUCAAGGAGGAGGAAUAGGACCAGAGUCAAGCACAUCCCCAGAACCAUCUCCUCUGCCAGACAGGAGGAAUGUCACUAGAAGACAAAGGCACAACGUCAGUUUAAGGUCUAGAAGAACGAGAGCUAAGUCUGUCCAUAGAAGAAGUGAAGGAUCAAGGGAGUCACAUGUGGAUCCUCCAACAAGUUUCUCUGAUGGCCAUGAACUGAGUGAAGCAGAGUGUGACAUGGACACAAUAAGACAUUACAAAUGGGCAUAUAAAGGCAGUUCAAGCAGGGAUAACUCUCAACAUGGACAGUCAUAUAACAAUUUCACAAUAGCUGUGUGACUGCCUUUGUAUUCCUCAAAUAUUCUCACAUCACAAACAGGAAAUGAAUUGUGAUCAGUAAUUCAACUUCUUUCAGCUGUAUUAAAUGAAGAUGAAGUAGCUGACAUUAUGAAAUCAUUGUUUAAAAACUGAAAUAUGUUACCGAUUUCAAUAAUUUGUCUAAUAUUUGAAGAGAGAUGUACUGUAAAAUUGUUACAUGUAAAUGUAUGUUGGUGGUAACUGAUGAUAAUUUUAAUUAUUGUUAGAAUUAUUAUUCUUGUUUUCAUUGUCGGUGUGAUGUGUGAAACUCAUGACUCAUCCAACAGAUUCAAAAAAUGUUGCAGUGUCUUACUGUAUUUAUUGUCAAUUGCUUCACGAGGAACAAUGAGCUUUACCUCAAUCCACAAUUGUGAUAUAUAUUUUGACAUAUUCUCGUAUUGUUUGGUGACUUUUUAAAGUGUAAAAACACACAAUGAGUGAGAUAAAUUAUUUUGUUGUUAAACAACUGUGUUAACUAUUUUAUUAAUUUAUUUCUAUAGACUUGAACCAUGAACAGUUGAUAUGUGAACAUUCACAUUGCAUUGUGUCCUAUUAAGGUAUGUUUUCUAUAUGUGCUAGUGAUAAGUGGACAAGAGAAAGACAUGACUGUGCUGUUCAGUUUACUAGUGUAUUUGAUAAUAAAUACAAACAAUGGUUGGCAUGGAUGGAAUUAUACAAGAAUUUGUAGGAAUGGGUGCAAAUUACAGGUAAAAUAACAUUGAUAUAACAUGAUACACAUUAAUACCUCAAUAUUCGGUCAUAUAUUGGAAUGACUCUUCCACGCUCAAGAAAUGAACCAAAAAUAUUGCAUAUAAUAUUACUUUCAAAAAUAAUUUUCUCUACAUAUCAAAGUACUUUAACAUGU